AUGAAAAGCUUGGGGAAAAUUGUAGGUUCUCAUUCAAUAUCCAUCAAGCAAUUAGAGUCGCAACUUGGCCAAAUCUCGGCCACUCUCAACCAAAGACAAAAGGGCACACUCCCUAGUGACACGGUGGCAAAUCCAAAGAAUUAUGGUGACCAUAAGUGCCAUGCAAUCACUACUAGGAGUGGCAAGACAAUUGGGGGAGAGAUGUUGGUGAAAAAUAAUGUGGUGGUCGAUGAAGAGAAAAUAGUUGAAGAACCCAUCGGUGUUGAGGAAGAAGUGACUUCAAAGAAAAAGCGCGCUAGUAUUGAAAAACCCAUAAUUGUUGAAGAUGGUCCGGAAAUUGAUGCAGCUUUGAAAGGCGAGAAAGCGGUAGAGAAGAUGCCAAGGGCUUUACCGCCCGUUCCAAAGCCUCUUCCUCCAUUUCCUCAACGAUUAGCAAAGAAAGCGGAUGAUGGAAAAUUUUUCAAGUUUAUCGAGAGAUUGAAAGGGCUUUUAAUUAACAUUCCCUUAGUGGAAGCAGCUGAACAAAUGCCCGGUUAUGCCAAAUGCAUGAAAGAUCUUGUAACCAAGAGGAGACAUGUUAGUUUUGAAAUGGUGGGAGUUACACAUCAUUGUAGCUCUAUUGUGAAGAAGGCCUUGGUUCAAAAGAAGGAAGAUCCGGGAGCUUUCACCAUUCCUUGUGCAAUUGGGAUGUAUAAAUUUGCCAAAGCACUAUGUGAUCUUGGAGCAAGCAUUAACUUGAUGCUGUUCGCUAUUUUCAACAAGUUGGGUUUGGGCACUCCCCGACCCACAACAAUGAGAUUGCUAAUGGCAGAUAGAACCAUGAAGAAACCAAUUGCUAUCCUCUAUGAUGUGCAAGUGAGAGUUGAUCGAUUCAUUUUUUCGGCCGACUUUGUGAUCUUUGAUUGUGAAGUUGAUUUCAAGGUACCCAUAAUAUUGGGAAGACCUUUCUUGGCCACGGGACAUGCUCUUGUAGAUGUGGAGAGGGGUGAUCUAAAAUUUAGAAUGAAUGAUGAAGAGGUCACUUUCCAUAUUUGCAAGUCAAUGAAACAACCAACGAAUAUAAGUGUUGUAUCGGUUAUUGAUAUAAUUGAUGAAGCCAUAGAGACAACCGUUGAGCAUGAACAUGUGGGUGAUAUGUUGACGGCGGUGAUAAUGAACUAUGUAGGGGAAAAUAAAGAAGAGUUCGAGGAGACAUUUAAUGCAUUGAGUGGGUUGGGUUUAUAUCACUUGUUAUACCCCAUUUAA
Molecule: messenger RNA, 1245 nt
Organism: Lycium ferocissimum
Lineage: Eukaryota; Viridiplantae; Streptophyta; Magnoliopsida; Solanales; Solanaceae
Exons: 1
Coding region: 1-1245 (414 amino acids)
Source: RefSeq, a predicted model, not a curated record